Molecule: messenger RNA, 3901 nt
Organism: Bipolaris maydis ATCC 48331
Lineage: Eukaryota; Fungi; Ascomycota; Dothideomycetes; Pleosporales; Pleosporaceae
Source: RefSeq, a predicted model, not a curated record
ACGUCGCCUGAUUCUCUACUCUUCUUCGAGUCUUUUCUCUCAUAUCGUGCCUCUAUCGAUUCUGAAGUAGACUCCAUCGUUUAGAAUAACCAUCUUCAUUUCGCUCCAUUCGAUUAAUUCGUCAGUCCAUGUAACCAUUGGCCGCUGUAUCAGCCCUGCUCCGAGGAGCCGCUGGUGCCUUGCAGUGAAGCUUGGAUUAAUACAACGUAAUCAGCCUACAAUACUAUCCAUCUUAGUCGUCGCCAAAUUCACCCUUUUAUUCGACAAUGACUUGGUGGCGUCGCGACUCGACCAUCUCCCCUGUUCAGCGCUACGCGCAACGUCUACUCCGCUCCCACGAGACUGCUCUUCGUACCCGAGGCUUUUCUCGUACACCAUCGCAGAAUGCCCAACAUGGAGAUGACAAGGGCACCAAUCGCCCAUCGGGCAUGUCCAAUCUCGAGUGGGCACAAUUACAACACUACCAGCGGUGGCGAAAGAAGCUGAUGGAAGACCCAUAUCAGGCUCUCUUUGGUGCGAGCAAUAGUAUGCUGAGUGGGAAGGGAUUAAAAGAUUGGGAGUGGAUUAGCAACUCGUUUCCCAAAUGGAUGCUGAGGGAGAUGAACGACUAUGGAGAUGCCAUGCCACAACCAAAAAGCGACAAAGACAUGAACUCCUCAAAGAGAAGUGCGAAAAAAGAAGACAUGGAACACGACGGGUCAGGUAUCUCCAAAGAGAGGGAAUCCCAUUUCCCGCAGCCUUCCUUCAGGGCCGCACGAAUCGGCGGCGACGAUGCCCGUGCUAUUGUCUCACCUUCGGACCUGAGAAGGCCGAAUGAGCAUCUUCACGUUACAGUCAUUGGAGAAAGUAUAAAAGCAAGAACCCAAUCCAGUUCCAAGCCCCAGUCUUCCACUCCCUCACCAAAUGCAUCUAACACUUUCGAGUCAUCGCCUCCGACACCACCGAAGAGCACACAGUCCUUCAGCGAUUACAUAGAAAAGUCAAAUUCGGAUGCCAUAGGCAAGAUUGAGAAAAUGAGCAAGCCUACAACACCCCAAGGGGCUUUCAUGGAUGGGUUUCUUACGGAAAAGCCUUCACAAGAUAAUCCAAAUGUCGACACUCCGAAGUUUUCUACUUGGAAGGAAACCGCGCUACAGAGACGUCUAUUGCGAGACGAUGUGAUGAAGAAAGACGUAAACAAUGAACCUUCGAGUAUCCUGCCAGUCGUCAAAGAAACUGAAACUAUGCCGCCGACUGCAACGAUAGAUGAGCACUCUACAGCGCCACAAGUGAAGCAAGCUGUACUUGUCACAGAUGUGCACCAAGAACAAGAGCCUUCGCUCAACGAAUACACGUAUUCAACAAAAGACCACGCUAAACCCACUAGGUCAACAUCAGAGACACUCAGUCAACUGCCUGAAGAUGAUAUUGACUUCUUGAGUGCAGCUGAGAUCCGCGCGUCCAUGGGUACGAAAAAGAGUAAAAUCCCGAGCGACGAACAAAGGAAAACAGAGCGAGAAAACCUAGAAAAGUCUUUUGCUGAAGCACACGCCGAGACAAACGAAGUGGACCCGAUGAUUGAGUCCAAGAUCCUCAAUGAUCAAUUUAUCCGUCGCACAGAGCGUAAGAUGCAGAUGCCAGAAGAGCCAAAGGAAAUCGAUGAACCUCAGCCGACUGCAAAAACUGAUCAGACAUCGACGCUUGCAAACGAGGCCCAAAUGGAGUCGAGUAUUGAGCGCAUGAGAUCGUGGCUCGAGCAGGGCGGUGCCAUAUUCUCCAGCUAUUUCUGGCAAGAUCCGACAGAAGAAGCAGAUGCAAAAAAGACUCGCUUGUUCUUCGACAAGGUGCUCGAGCGUAUUCGCAAGGGACGCUCAACCAUGAGACAAGUCAUUGAGGAUCUAGAGACAGAUAUUCCUGCGUCCAAAGCACUGUUAAAGCGCAUGAAAGCCGACGAAGACGUCUUGGACUCUGCAAUUCAUGCUUUGCGACAACGCUCAGGUAGCGGCAAGAUGCACUCGUUGACGCCCAAGAAGGUCCGAGCGAUACAGUCCCUGCGUUUAAAGUAUCAGGAUACGGAUAAUGAUCUGAAUAAAGCUUACGCGGCUUUGGAAGAGAUCAGCAAAUCCGAAGCUGCCAAGAAUCCCCCCUUGGCUUUCAAGCAACGGCUCGGCUUGUCAGCGAAGAUCAUCCAGAAAAACGCUCAUCUUACACGAUAUUUGAUAUGGAGUCUGCAAGCUCGUCUCGAGGACCCGGAAAUCGACCGAAGCAUGCUAGUAAACUACAAGGCUGUGGCUAACAGCUUACUGACGCUGAGAGAUACCCAAAUGGCCCUGUCUCGAUUGGUGGACCGUGCUAUGUUGGUAUACGGGGUAGUACCACAGACUAUGGAGAAGGCCGAAUUCAUGGGCCAAACCAUCCUGAAUACGUCAAGUGAGCAUGGGCAAGUGUCUCAUGAGUUGUCUCCCAGUAUGAACAAGAUCGACAAAGCCCAACUUCGUGCUAGAAUAGCGGCUGAGGAACACCUUGCCAACGAGGUUGAUGCACAAAAGUCGGCAAUGCGCGGGCUGUCAGAUGAUGGGUAUGUGCGUGAGCCAAAGGCCAUGGAGAAGAAGUCAUUUGAGGAGCGUAGCCCGCUUGAUCACAGCCUCUACAGGCCCUUCGGAUCGGUGCUGGAGAGUUUGGGCAGUGAAUUGCCUUCAAGAAUCGAAGCAUCCAAACCCGAGGAAGUGGACCAGAAGUACAACGAUGUUGAGCUGGUUGCUGAAGUGCAGAAGGCGUACGAAGAUACUUAUGGGCCAAUCACUGCUGAACACAAGCAGCUGAACACUGCUGAUGAAGUAAAGCAUGACCAAGAGAAUGCUGUUGAGAAGUUUGAGAUGUUGAAAGACGAUCCUACGACCAGUGAGGAGACUCCUGAAGGGGCUAGUGCUGCUCAGGCACUUGAGUCUGAAGUCACCACUUCACAAACUGCAGAGAACGAGGCUACCAGCGUACAAGUUGAGGCCUCAGCCGAAACCUCUACUCCAACCCCUCAACUCACGCAAGCAUCCCCAGAACCCGCCACUGAGACCUCUGCAACAGUGUCCUCAUCUCCUGUCCCACCCGCUGACCUCCCAACCCACUACACCAUCCUAAUUCACAAUGCCGAAACCAACACCCUCACCCACACAACCUCCACCUCGCCCCCACCCCGCGACCCCUCCCCCACAAUCCCCCUUCACACCGCCCUCGCAACCCUGUCCUCUCCUUCGAAAUUCAUCCCCCACAUAACCCCAGACUGGGAAAUCGUAACCGCGAAACCAGACAUGCUCAUCUUGCGCAACACACUCGCCCCAGCCCCCAAACCCCUGCUACACACAUCCGAGCACAGCGACGCCGCAGAAAACGCCAUCCCAGAUGAAGCUGACGUCCAGCGCGUGGGAACUGUAAAUCCAAUUGAUGGUACUACCCGUCUUUCCCCAACGGGAUAUGUAGGACCUGAGGAGAAUCGCGAGCAGCUAGAGAAGGAGUUUGAGGAGCGGAGGCGGGCGGCGGAGCGGGUGGUGCUGGGGUCAGGUGCUAAUGGGGAGGAGAGUGCGAAGGGCUCAACGGCGGAGAAUAUGAAGAAGAAGGGACGCGGUGCGGGUGUUGUCAAGACGGCGAUUUGGGCUGCGGCUGUUUGUUAUGUUGUUGGUGUUUUGGGGGAGGUUGUUGCUUAGAGGACGAGGGAGUGGUCUUUUGCUAUUCGUAUCUUUUUUUGUAAAUCUUCUUCUUUGCUUUAUUCUUUUUCUAUACAUAUAUGUUUGACUUUCGGCUGUUGUAUCUACGCGUCGUUGUUGGAUCUACACCGCUCUGGCUUCUCUAUUCGUUUUCUGGCUCAGGAGUCAUUCUCAUGUAUAAAUAUCUCGUUUCGUAAAUGAAAAUACAAGUCAUAGUAUUGACU